GUGGUUACUACAAUAGAUACGUGGUUCUAUUCUAUUCCUACUUUUCUCUUCCUAUACCACCUCUUUCCUUUUUCUUUUUGGUUGCCUUCGAUUUUGUGUUUAGGUUUUGCAUAAUAAUCCAAGUUGCAAGGAAAGAUGGAAGAAGAGCAAAGCGAGUUUCGACACUGGGAUCAACUACCUCCUGAUGUAUUGGGGUUGAUCUUCACCAACCUGUCGCUACAAGAGUUACUGGUGGUCAUUCCCUGUGUCUGCAAAUCCUGGUGUAAGGCAAUCACGGGUCCCUAUUGUUGGCAAGAUAUAGAUCUUGAUGAAUGGACCUGUCGCUGCCAGCCCCACCAUCUCGAUCGGAUGCUUCGACUGCUAGUCACAAGAAGCAGUGGAUCUCUCCUCAGCCUACAUGUUGCAGGUCUUCUGAAUGAUUCCAUUUUCUCAUUCAUCACAGAGAAUGCUGGCUCCCUUCGGGUUUUACGAGUGCCGCAUAGUAAAAUAAAUGAUUCAAUAGUAGAACAAACCGCCCCAAGGCUUUCCACCGUCACUUUCUUGGAUUUGAGUUACUGUCCCAAAAUUGGUGCCCAAGCUAUAGAGGCCAUUGGAAAGCACUGUAAACUUCUUGUAACUCUGUGCCGCAACAUGUACUUUCUGGAUUCAGCAGGCAAGGAUGAACCGGAGGAUGAGGCGAAUGCAAUAGCAGCUACAAUGCCAAGGCUAAAGCAUCUUGAGUUGGGUUUCCAUAAUAUUAGCACUGAAUGUGUUCUCAACAUCAUCUCUAGCUGUCCUCAGCUUGAGCAUUUGGAUAUAAAUGGUUGCUUGACUGUGAACCGUGAUCUUAAGUUCUUUAAAGAAAAGUACCCAAAGUUAAAGAUUGUGGGACCUCAUUUAGAGAAGGUGUUUAAAGACUAUGAGAACUUAGACUUAGCAAUUAUUGAUCAGGACUUCUACGAUGAUGAUUUCUUCGAAUCAAUGAUGGAAGAAAUUGCAAUGGAACUUGCUGAAUGAUUACGUGAAAAUGGUGGAAUGUUUGGUUAGUUGGCUGCAUCUCCAUGGGUAUAUUUCUUUGUGUCCAUGCUGCUUCAGCUAUAUCUUCCUGUUGUAGUUCACACAGAAAGAUGCUUCCAACUAUUGAACCAUGUUUAUGUUACAGUAUCAUCUUUUUUUUCAAUAUGAAGUUGUUGUGGUUUGGAGAUUCUAUUAAAAAGCUUCAUGCAUGGAAUUUGAGUUUUGCAAUAUAUGUUUAUUUGAAGUUGAAUGGCAGAAUUAUUUCCAGCAGCUCUGAUUUGGGGAUUGUGAGGGUAUCAUUGCCCUUUUUCUCUCUACAUUUAUUAGGUUUUCUUAUUUCUGGUUUUAUGUAAAUCACUUUUCACAAUUUCAAUCUAAUUGGACAUCUUUUUUUCAA
This is a messenger RNA of Gossypium raimondii (Peruvian cotton), 1393 nucleotides long. RefSeq names its product F-box protein FBW2. The coding region runs from base 136 to 996 and encodes 286 amino acids. The record is from RefSeq and is a predicted model, not a curated record. Gene Ontology annotation, molecular function: protein binding. Lineage: Eukaryota; Viridiplantae; Streptophyta; Magnoliopsida; Malvales; Malvaceae. The transcript has 3 exons.